Messenger RNA from Raphanus sativus (radish), 593 nucleotides. RefSeq names its product signal recognition particle 9 kDa protein. Bases 77 to 388 code for a protein of 103 amino acids. Lineage: Eukaryota; Viridiplantae; Streptophyta; Magnoliopsida; Brassicales; Brassicaceae. The record is from RefSeq and is a predicted model, not a curated record. Gene Ontology annotation, molecular function: 7S RNA binding. Gene Ontology annotation, cellular component: signal recognition particle, endoplasmic reticulum targeting. The transcript has 4 exons. Gene Ontology annotation, biological process: SRP-dependent cotranslational protein targeting to membrane; negative regulation of translational elongation.
UACAAAUUCCUUUAUUUUUAUUUUUCUCCACACACAAAUUGAAUCGCUGCCCUAAGUCCGUUGCAACUGAAUCUCGAUGGUUUACAUAGUUUCCUGGGACGAGUUCGUUGAUCGAUCUGUUCAGCUUUUCCGAGCUGAUCCCGAUUCCACUCGGUAUGUGGUCAAGUACAGACACUGCGAUGGCAAACUGGUUCUCAAGGUUACUGAUAACAAAGAGUGUCUCAAGUUCAAGACAGACCAAGCACAAGAAGCGAAGAAGAUGGAGAAACUGAAUAACAUAUUUUUCACACUCAUGGCCAGAGGACCUGAUGUUGAUCUCUCUGAAGUCACCGGGAAAGAACCUAUGGAGACGCAGCCUGCCAAGAAAGGAAGAGGAAGGAAGCAAUAAGUCUCUGUGAAUCUGUUUUUUCUUUUCUUUUCCUCAUAUUUGGUGUCAAGAUUUUUCAUCCAUUUUUUUGUUAAAUAUUUUGAGAUGUUUUUUUUAAUAGUUACUUUUGCGUUUGAAAACCUUGCUAGAAUUUGCUAAAUUAGACUUCAAUCUCGUGAAAAUGUUACUUACUCUGCAAUGAGAUUUGCCAAAUCUCGAGGUACCA